AUGAAUAGAUCGUCAAACAGCGGUGCCCAAAACAACGCACCUUCCAGAGUGGUGUAUCUUGGUUCCAUUCCUUACGACCAGACCGAAGAGCAGAUACUGGACUUGUGCAGCAAUGUUGGACCAGUGACGAACCUGAAGAUGAUGUUUGAUCCGCAGACGGGCAAAUCGAAAGGGUACGCAUUUGUGGAGUUCCGAGAUUUGGAGUCCAGUGCCAGCGCCGUGCGAAACCUGAACGGAUACCAGUUUGGCUCGAGGCUGCUCAAGUGUGGCUACGCCUCUAGCUCCGAUAUAACGGUGUCGGACUCUUCACAGCAGCAGACGGGACACGGCCGCCAGUCGUCCGACGAGCCUGUACAGCUGAAGUUCCCCGAACUACCCGCGGGAAUCGACGUCAAUAUCAACAUGACCACGCCUGCCAUGAUGAUCUCAAGCGAACUGGCCAAGAAGACGCCGGCGGAGCAGCUACAAUUACUGAGAGUCUUCCAGGACUGGUCGCGCCACAACCCAGAGGAUGCGGUCGAACUGCUGCUGACGAACGGUAUAAGCAAGGUCGACGCCCUGACACAGCUGGCAGCGCAGAAGAGCGAUGCUGAUGCCGGAAAUGCCAGCGGCCAUGGUCCGCGAGACGGCCCCGCGGCCGAUCCCGAGACACAGAGUAAGCAGAGAGAGCUGCUGAGCAGGGUCUUGCAGCUGAGCGACAGCGAGAUAGCUGUGCUGCCUGAGGACGAGAAGAUGUCUCUGUGGGACCUGAAGCAGCGUGCCAUGAGAGGCGAGUUUGGCAUUAUAUAA
This is a messenger RNA of Torulaspora globosa, 789 nucleotides long. It is a transcript of the gene RNA15, whose product is annotated as Rna15p. Lineage: Eukaryota; Fungi; Ascomycota; Saccharomycetes; Saccharomycetales; Saccharomycetaceae. The record is from RefSeq and is a predicted model, not a curated record. Gene Ontology annotation, molecular function: mRNA binding. The coding region runs from base 1 to 789 and encodes 262 amino acids. Gene Ontology annotation, cellular component: mRNA cleavage and polyadenylation specificity factor complex. The transcript has a single exon. Gene Ontology annotation, biological process: mRNA 3'-end processing.